Molecule: messenger RNA, 1148 nt
Organism: Salpingoeca rosetta
Lineage: Eukaryota; Choanoflagellata; Craspedida; Salpingoecidae
Exons: 8
Coding region: 1-1125 (374 amino acids)
Biological process (GO): steroid biosynthetic process
Molecular function (GO): 3-beta-hydroxy-Delta5-steroid dehydrogenase (NAD+) activity
Source: RefSeq, a predicted model, not a curated record
AUGAGGGUGUGUGUGGUGGGUGGUGGGUCGUAUGUUGGGCGGCAGACUGUGAAGCUGCUGAGCCCCAUUGUAGAGCAUGUGAGGGCACUCGAUGUGGCCUUUCGUGUCAACCACCAGUAUGGGAACGAGGAGCGGGUCAUCGUCGACAUCACAGAGUACCGUCGCGUACGUGAUGCGCUCAAGGAUGCCGACGUGUGUGUGCACGUGGCCUCAUACGGCAUGUCUGGUGCGGAGCAGCUGAACAAGGCCCGAGUGCACGCCGUCAACGUCAAUGGCACCAGCAACGUGAUCAAAGCGUGCCGCGAGUGCAACGUGCGCGCUCUUGUGUACAUCUCCACGUACAACGUCGUCUUCAACGGAACGCCCUUUGAAGAAGGCGACGAAGAAGCUCUUGACUACAUCCCAGAUGACCAGCACACCGACGAAUACAGCCGGACAAAAGGGCAGGCAGAGCGACUGGUGCUUGCUGCCAACUGCGACACGCUGCGCACGUGCGCCCUCCGCCCCGCCGCCAUCUACGGCGACGGCGAGUACCGCCACCUCCCGCGCAUCAUCCGCCUCGUCAACAAAGGCCUUGGGUUCAUGGCGAUUGGGCGGCGGGAUGUGCUGUGUGACUGGGUCUACGGCGAAAACCUCGCCCACGCCAUCGCCCUCGCAGUGCAGCGGCUCACAGCCGACGACAGCGCUCCUACUGUGUCUGGGCGAGCGCUGUUCAUAUCAGACCAGCAGCCGGUGAACAACUUCACGUUCCUGGCCACCAUCCUCGGUGACACCUCCCUGUUCAGCGUGUACGUCCCAACACCAGCCAUGCUGGCGCUGGCGCACGUGAUUGAGCGCGCACACGCCAUCAUCGCCCCCAUCGUUCCGUUCGAGCCGUUCUUGACGGUGGCGGAGGUGUGCAAGGUCGGCGUCACUCAUUAUGCCAGCCCGCGCCUUGCACGGCAUGCCCUCGGCUACACCCCACGCGUCACACAGGACGAGGCAAUACAGCGCACACGCGCGUGGUGUGAGCAGCAGGUUGCGCCUGCGUGGCAGCGCUCUCUUGUGCUUCGCGGCACCAUCGCUGCUGCGGUCGGUUACAUCGCCUUCGCUCUUGCCCGCAGGUCGUGGCGAGCCUGCUUAUAGCAGCUUGUGUGUGUGUGUGUGUG